Cyphellophora europaea CBS 101466 is the source of this 306-nucleotide messenger RNA. RefSeq lists its product as uncharacterized. Bases 1 to 306 code for a protein of 101 amino acids. The record is from RefSeq and is a predicted model, not a curated record. Lineage: Eukaryota; Fungi; Ascomycota; Eurotiomycetes; Chaetothyriales; Cyphellophoraceae. The transcript is spliced from 2 exons.
AUGGCGCUAUCCAUGGGAGCGGGUAUUGGUACUUCUCUAAUUCUGGAAACGGCGCUCCUCCAUUUUGGGCGGGACAAAUUGCCCGUAUCAGCGUCGAUCAGGACAGCGGCGGGGAUGAGUUUCAUUUCAAUGGUAGCCAUGGAACUGGUCGAAAACCUGAUAGACUACAAUCUCACCGGUGGAAUUGUGGCACUACAUGAUCUGAGAUUUUGGACAGCCGCAGUCUUGUCCGCCAUCGGGGGAUUUCUCGCGCCGUUGCCUUAUAACUACUUCAAAUUGCGAAGAUUUGGCAAGUCAUGCCACUGA